AGGAAAACAUUUUAACUUUUGUGAAGAACGAGUUAAAGAAGGCCCAGAAGGUUCUGAGUCCAGAUUACCCAGAAUGCUUGGAGAGACACAGUGAGGAUAAGGAGGCGGUGGACGGUGAGGAGAAAGAGCAGAGGAGAAUCAGCAGAGAGGCAUUUCUGAAGAUCACACUGCACUUCCUGAUGAGCAUGAAGCAGGACAAGCUGGCUGACUGUCUGCAGAGCAGAACUGUUGCUCCAGUUUGUCGACGUAAACUGAAAUGUCACCUGCAGAAGAAGUAUCAGUCUGUGUUUGAGGGGAUUGCUAAAGCAGGAAACCCAACCCUUCUGAAUCAGAUCUACACAGAGCUCUACAUCACAGAGGGAGGGACUGCAGAGGUCAAUGAUGAACAUGAGGUCAGACAGAUUGAAACAGCAUCCAGGAGACCAGACAGACCAGAAACAACCAUCAGACAAGAAGACAUCUUUAAAGCCUCACCUGGAAGAGAUGAACCAAUCAGAACAGUGAUGACAAAGGGAGUGGCUGGCAUUGGGAAAACAGUCUUAACACAGAAGUUCACUCUGGACUGGGCUGAAGACAAAGCCAACCAGGACAUACAGUUCACAUUUCCAUUCACUUUCAGAGAGCUGAAUGUGCUGAAAGAGAAAAAGUACAGCUUGGUGGAACUUGUUCAUCACUUCUUUCCUGAAACCAAAGAAGCAGGAAUCUGCAGCUUUGAAGAGUUCCAGGUUGUGUUCAUCUUGGACGGUCUGGAUGAGUGUCGACUUCCUCUGGACUUCCGCAACAAUGAGGUCCUGACUGAUGUUACAGAGUCCACCUCAGUGGAUGUGCUGCUGACAAACCUCAUCAGGGGGAACCUGCUUCCCUCUGCUCGCCUCUGGAUAACCACACGACCUGCAGCAGCCAAUCAGAUCCCUCCUAAGUGUGUUGACAUGAUGACAGAGGUCAGAGGGUUUAAUGACCCACAGAAGGAGGAGUACUUCAGGAAGAGGUUCAGAGAUGAGGAGCAGGCCAGCAGAAUCAUCUCCCACAUCAAGACAUCACGAAGCCUCCACAUCAUGUGCCACAUCCCAGUCUUCUGCUGGAUCACUGCUACAGUUCUGGAGGAGGUGUUGAAGACCAGAGAGGGAGGAGAGCUGCCCAAGACCCUGACUGAGAUGUACAUCUACUUCCUGGUGGUUCACUCCAAACAGAAGAACAUCAAGUAUGAUGGAGGAGCUGAGACAGAUCCACACUGGAAUAAAAAGAGCAGGAAGAUGAUUGGGUGUCUGGGAAAACUGGCUUUUGAGCAGCUGCAGAAAGGCAACCUGAUCUUCUAUGAAUCAGACCUGAGAAAGUGUGGCAUCGAUAUCAGAGCAGCCUCAGUGUACUCAGGAGUGUUCACACAGAUCUUUAGAGAGGAGAGAGGGCUGUACCAGGACAAGGUGUUCUGCUUCGUCCAUCUGAGCGUUCAGGAGUUUCUGGCUGCUCUUUAUGUCCAUCUGACAGUCAUCAAAUCUGGUGUUAAUUUGCUGUCAAAAAAACAACCAACCUCCUGGUGGUCUCAAAAAUUUAGAAUGAAACAUCUCUACCAGAUUGCUGUGGACAAGGCCUUGCAGAGUUCAAAUGGACACCUGGACUUGUUCCUCCGUUUCCUCGCAGGUCUUUCACUGCAGACCAAUCAGACCCUCCUACGAGGUCUAGUGACACACACAGGAUGUAUCUCACUAACCAAUCAGGAAACAGCUGAAUACAUCAAGAAGAAAAUCAAAGAGAAUCGGUCUCCAGAGAGAAACAUCAACCUGUUCCACUGUCUGAAUGAACUGAAGGACCGUUCUCUAGUGGAGGAGAUCCAACAGUUCCUGGGUUCAGGAAGUCUCUCCAUAGAUAAACUCUCUCCUGCUCAGUGGUCAGCUCUGGGCUUCAUCUUACUGUCAUCAGAAAAAGAUCUGGAUGUGUUUGACCUGAAGAAAUACUCUGCUUCAGAUGAGGCUCUUCUGAGGCUGCUGCCAGUGGUCAAAGCCUCCAACAAAGCUCUGCUGAGUGGAUGCAAUCUGUCUGAAAAAAGCUGUGAAGCUCUGUCCUCAGUUAUCAGCUCCCAGUCCUCUAGUCUGAGCGAGCUGGACCUGAGUAACAACGACCUGCAGGAUUCAGGAGUGAAGCUGCUCUCUGCUGGACUGAAGACUCCAAACUUUACACUGGAAACUCUCAGGCUUACUGGCUGUCAUCUGUCAGACGGAAGUUGUGAAGCUCUGGCCUCAGUUCUCGGCACCCAAUCCUAUUCUCCUCGUCUGAGAGAGCUGGACAUGAGUUACAACGACCUGGGUGAUACAGGUGUGAAGCUGCUCUCGGCUGGGCUGGAGAAACCACACUGUGUGCUUGAGACUCUCAGGCUCUCAGGCUGUCGGAUCACAAAGGAAGGCUGUACUUUUCUGGCCUCAGCUCUGAUGUCUAACCCCUCCCAUCUGAGAGAGCUGGACCUGAGCUUCAAUCAUCCAGGAGACACAGGAGUGAAGCUGCUGUCUGCUGGACUGAAGGAUCCACACUGGAGACUGGACACUCUCAGGGUGGAAAAUGGUGGAGAGCAGAGGCUGAAACCUGGUCUGAGGAAGUAUGCCUGUGAAGUCAAAGUGGACACAAACACAGUAAACAGAUACCUGAAGCUGUCUGACAACAACAGGAAGGUGACAGCAGUGACAGAGGAGCAGCCAUAUCCUGAUCACCCAGAGAGGUUUGACUGGUGUCAGCUGCUGUGUAAAGAAGGUCGGACUGGUCGCUGUUACUGGGAGGUCGAGUGGAGAGGAGAUGUUCAUAUAUCACUGAGUUACAGAGGAAUCAGCAGGAGAGGAGACAGAAAUUACUGCUGCUUUGGAGGGAAUGAUCAUUCCUGGAGUCUGAGGUGCUCUGAUGUUGAUGGUUACUCUGUCUGGCACAAUAACAUAAGAACAGUCGUCCUCCUCCUCCCCUCCUCCUCCUCCUCCUCCUCCUCCUCCUCCUCUUCCUCCUCCACCACCACCACCACCACCACCUCCUCCUCCUCCUCCAUCUCCUCCAUCUCCUCCUCCUCCUCCUCCUCCGUCUCAGAGGAUACUAACAGAGUAGCAUUGCAUGUGGACUGUCCUGCUGGCAUUCUGUCCUUCUACAAAGUGUCUUCUGACCAACUGAUCCACCUCCACACCUUCAACACCACAUUCACUGAACCUCUGUAUCCUGGGUUCUGGUUUGGGUUUGGUUCCUCUGUGUAUUUGUGUUCCCCGUAGGAGGGAGAGUCUCCUCUGUUAGAGAAACACUGCUGACAAACACAUACACACAGUUUUUGUCAGUAACACCAAUUCAAAAUGACUAGAAAUCUUGUUUUGGUAAAUGCACACUAAUGUUAAAUACUGUGAAACACUAUUUUGAUUGUCUUUUGAGUAAAAGUUAAAUAUGUUAGUUGAGGUUUACUUUAAAUUCUGAUUUGAUCCUCAUAAUUAUAGGUAUAUAAUGUUUUCCUAAUAGAAUCAGGUUCCACAAAUGCAUAUAAACAGUUUUUUAAAAUCAGAUUAAUGUACCAAUCAUCUUACUGUGAAAAUAUGAUGACAGUUUUUUGUAAAUGGAGUGUGAUAUUUAGAAAAUACAUAACAAAUUAGAUUUGCUGUUGACCAUUAAAGGUUGAAAUGUCUUUCAAUGGAUUUUACCAAUAUACUGAAUAUA
Messenger RNA from Micropterus dolomieu (smallmouth bass), 3669 nucleotides. RefSeq names its product NLR family CARD domain-containing protein 3-like. Lineage: Eukaryota; Metazoa; Chordata; Actinopteri; Centrarchiformes; Centrarchidae. The record is from RefSeq and is a predicted model, not a curated record. The coding region runs from base 180 to 3236 and encodes 1018 amino acids. Gene Ontology annotation, molecular function: protein binding. The transcript is spliced from 7 exons.